Messenger RNA from Camellia sinensis, 1304 nucleotides. RefSeq names its product derlin-1. The record is from RefSeq and is a predicted model, not a curated record. NCBI's taxonomy places the organism in Eukaryota, Viridiplantae, Streptophyta, Magnoliopsida, Ericales, Theaceae.
GUUCUGGUGAGGAGGGGUGAGAAGUGAGAUUCGCUUGCUUCACAUCGAAUCGAAACACAGCUUCACGUCCGUUUCUAAAAAACAAACAAACGAACAAUUGAAUAUUGAGAGAGCUUUAAACCUCUCUACUUAUCUUUCUCAUCAAGCAAUUGUUUCUCAAAAUCACGACCAUUAGAUCUCAAAAUCUUCACUUGAGCUUCCACAACAAUGUCUUCCCCUGCAGAAUUCUACAAUUCGCUUCCGCCUGUAAGCAAGACUUAUGGGACCCUGUGUUUGCUCUUCACUACUGCAUUUCAGUUUGGACUGUAUAAUCCUAAACAUAUUGCAUUGUUUUAUCCGCUAGUGUUCUCACGGUUUGAGGUAUGGAGGCUGAUUACCAACUUCUUUUUCCUCGGAAAAUUUUCCAUCAAUUUUGGAAUCCGGCUUUUAAUGAUAGCAAGAUAUGGAGUCCAAUUGGAGAAUGGACCAUUUCAAAGGCGUACGGCAGAUUUCUUAUGGAUGAUGAUGUUUGGAGCCUUCACAUUAUUGGCAUUAUCUGCCAUCCCCUGGUUCUGGUCACCCUUUUUAGGAGUGUCUCUGGUCUUCAUGCUUCUUUACGUCUGGAGUAGAGAAUUCCCGAAUGCCAAUAUCAACAUUUAUGGUCUUGUGUCUCUCAAGGCAUUUUAUUUACCUUGGGCGAUGCUUGCUUUGGAUGUUAUUUUUGGCUCAGAACUUAUGCCAGAUCUGUUGGGAAUCAUUGCCGGGCAUCUGUAUUACUUCCUGACUGUGUUGCAUCCACUUGCUAGUGGGAAAAACAUACUGAAGACUCCAAAGUGGGUACAUAAACUUGUCACAAAGUGGGGGAUUGGAGCUCCAGCAAAUAUUCAGGCACAGCCAGACAGGACUACCGGAGUGACUUUCAGAGGGAGAUCCUAUCGACUCGGGCGAUGAUGAUGAUGAUGUCACUCUUCCCUCACUCUUUUACAGGAAUGGGACAUUUGUUGUUAUAUCUCAAAUUUCAAUCUGACAUUUCCCAGAGAAGGCCAUUAACAAGAGCCAAAUUAUAAUGAUGCUGGGACAGAAGAUUAUUUCUCACUUGUGAAUACUGACAGUAGGCAAGCACACCAGAUUUUCUUUGUUAAUUUUCAGCAUAAUGUGUAUAUGAUGAAUUUGAAUCAUGGAUUGGGAGUAAGCUACUGAUACUUUUUUUGGUUUUUUUAAAGGCUUUGAAUGAGUGCUUAGCUUAGCUUGACUGGGGGAAAAACAUAUGACCUAAAGCCUUAACAGGCAUCAAAGAAACAAGUACAAGAAUCUUAAUUGUGUCA